Molecule: messenger RNA, 1320 nt
Organism: Helianthus annuus (common sunflower)
Lineage: Eukaryota; Viridiplantae; Streptophyta; Magnoliopsida; Asterales; Asteraceae
Product: formin-like protein 20
Exons: 12
Coding region: 172-1320 (382 amino acids)
Source: RefSeq, a predicted model, not a curated record
AAUAAUAAUAAUAAUAACAAUAACAAUAAUAAUAACAAUAAUAAUAAUAUUAAUAAUAAUAAUGAUGAUAAUAAUAAUAAUAAUAAUGCAUCAACAUCAUUGGCUGGAAGGGAUGGAUGUGAACCCCCAAGUCCACCGCGACCGCCACCAACACCGCCACCGUCACCACCUAUGGAGAAGGAUGGGGGACCCGUGGCAGGAACAUAUAGCUUUAAGCCAUUGAAUUGGGAAAAGGUAAAUAAGGCAUUAGAAGGAAGCUUGUGGGAGGAAUUGCUAAUACAUGGACAACCUCAAAGGACGCCACCAGAAAUUGAUGUAUCAGAACUUCAGCAACUUUUCUCUAACAGCCCCCCAAAGAUAGCUAAUUCUAAAGAGGCAGAUAAGAGAAAAACUUCUAGUUCAAUGCAUGAAAAAGUCCAACUGAUUGAUAAGUUGAGAGCAAAUAACAUAGAAAUCAUGCUUACAGAGGUUAAUUUACCUCUUCCUCUUAUUGUGGAAGCAGUUUUCGCUAUGGAUGACACGGUCUUAUAUGUUGAUCAAAUCGAAAAUCUUCUAAAAUUAUUCCCGACGAAAGAAGAGACUGAGAUACUAAAGAGUUACAAAGGUGAUCAGGAUAAACUGGGCCAAUGCGAACAGUAUUUCCUGGAGCUAAUGAAGGUGCCGCGUAUGGAGUCAAAGUUAAAUGCUUUGAUGUUCACAUUUCAAUUUGAUUCUCAGCUUGCAGAGUUGAAGAAUAACCUAAACACCGUAAACUCUGCAUGUGAUGAGGUCAGGAAGUCUGUGAAAUUGAAGGAAAUCAUGAAGCGGAUUUUAUAUUUGGGGAAUGCAUUAAAUCAAGGAACCGCUAGAGGUGCUGCAAUUGGUUUCAAGUUGGAUAGCCUUAUGAAACUGACCGAUAUACGUGCAUCAGACAGCGGCCUGACCUUUAUGCAUUAUCUCUGCAAGCUUCUUGCCAACAAAUCACCAGAUCUUUUAGAUUUCCAUGAAGAUUUAGUUAGCCUAGAAGCUGCAACAAAGAUACAUUUGAAAAAUGUAGCAGAACAAAUGCUAGCGGUUUCCUGUGGACUGAAAACAGCCAAGCAAGAACUAGAUGCAUCUGCCAAUGAUGGCCCCGUAUCUACAGGUUUUCACUUGGGUAAAAGUGCUGAUGGGUUGGCCCUGUAUUUUGGUGAAGACCCUGCCCGUUGCCCUUUCGAACAAGGUAACUUGCAUAUAGUUAUUUCGAACAAGGGUAAAAGUACUGAUGGGUUGGCCCUGUAUGAAUUAGUCAAUUCAAGUGUUACUUUAUCUCUUACAAGUCAAAUGAGAAAAAAAGAUUAA